CUGAGCCACACUUUGCCGGUGAAGGAAGAAUCGGUGGAUACUUUGUGCUUUUACCAAUUUAAAUAAAGAUAAACCGACAUGCAAUUUUUUAAAGUUGCACAUUGCUUGAAAACCUGAAGUAAAGGAGGAACUAAAGGAACAGACACUCGACAUCCAUGACACACAGCGCAGAAAGUCAGGGGACUGUGACCAAUACAUUUUAGGAUCUGAAGCCGCAUCAGACAUCAGUAUUACCGGAAGAAACACACCGAGACGAGAAGACAGGCCCCAGCUGGAACAAAUGCAUGUGAAUUGAAGUGCUCAGGCUCGGUCCGGUUGGUUGGGGAUCAUUGAGGGACUGCAGUAUUAAAGUCUUGCCACCUGGAGAAGACUCCCUUCCUCGUCCAUCUGCUCACGGGAAACUCCGUUUCAGGACUCGUCAGCAAGCCAUGGAAUUCUAGCCCGAUCUGGCAGAAAAAUAUCUCCCAGAACUCGGCUAUUCCCCCCAGGGCUCCAAGUCUAAUCUGCUCCCCCUCUCCUUCCCCAACUUCCCAUGCUUCUCAUCCAUUUCUCCAGCAGCGAAACGUGUACACUCUGGCUGGCCGCCUCACUCAGCCCCCCUUGUCCUCUGUCUCCCCAAGCCCACCUGCCCCCCAACUGCACGUCUCAACUGCACCAGUCCACUUCCAGCAGUCUCCAUCAGCAUAAUGGACUUCCAAAAAAUGCUGCUUAAAAUAGAUCAGUGCCUCAGCAGGGAGGAGGCAGAAACCAUGGUGUUCCUGUGCAAAGACCUGCUGGAAAAAGACCUCAGCACAAUCACAUCCGCCAGCGAUCUCUUCACUCACCUAGAACAACAGGGCCUCUUAGAUUCGGAAGACCUUUUCAUCGUACCAGAGCUAUUGUUCCGGACCCGGCACUUUUCUCUGCUGAAAAAACUGAAGUUGACUAAAACUGAGGUUCAGGAUCUUUUGCCGAGGAAAGGGAAAAUUUCAAAUUACAGGCAACUGCUGUAUGACCUUUCAGAGAAUAUUACCUCAGCUGAUUUGAAAAGCGUGAAGUUUUUGCUUCAAAACACCCUUCCGCGGUGUAAGCUGGAGGAUGACACGAGUAUACUUAAGCUUUUCCUGGAAAUGGAAAAACAAGAUCACUUGGACAAGAACAACCUUGAGACUCUUGAGCAAGUUAUACAAAUCAUCUCCCCAAAUUUAAUUAGAAAAAUAGCCAAGUAUAAAACUGAUAUUGAGCUUUCUAGAGAGGAAACUGGAAACUCCACAGGAUCUCAGAAAGUCGUUUUAAGGCAGCGGUCUAUGGAAAUCCAUUCAUGUACUCAACAGGCAGGUGUAUCAGGACGUUCAAGACCAGCUUCACUGGAAUUGGGAUAUGAGCUGACAAAAUACAAAAUUCCCAGUGAAGAGACCGGAAGUCAUAACCAGGCAGAGCAACUGUCUUCGCUUGACUUCCGUGGCCUCAGUUCUGUCCCAAGCUUCACUGGAUCACUUGAGUCAACAGAUGCUCAUGCUGAAGAUCUUUCAUCCCGAAUGCGUCGGCUAAGUAGCUCAGCAGACAGUGGCAUCAGCUCGUCUUACGCAUCAGUGCAAAAUCCUCGGCCAUCGUUUGCUUCUUCGAGCGUGAACACGAAUGUGGAAUCGGUCCCAGGGGACACAGUGCACUUGGAGGUUUAUGAGAUGAAUGGAGAAAAGAGAGGAUACUGCCUGAUUAUAAACAACUACAGCUUCGCAGAGUCCCGAAAUGCCACAGGCCAUGAUCAGAAACCUUUUUUUGACAGAAAGGGAACCAUGGUAGAUGCCAAGAAACUUACAGAAGUCUUUGAGUGGCUGGGGUUCGUGACUGAGUGUAUAGAUGACUGCAGUCAACGGAAGAUAGUAGAAACCCUCCAGCGAUACCAGCAAAGAGACCAUGGGGCCAUGGACUGCUUUGUGUGCUGUAUUCUGAGCCAUGGACUGAAGGGAGUAGUGUAUGGAGUUGAUGGGCGUAAAAUCCUCAUUAAAGAAAUGACCAGGAAAUUUUCUGGUGUUAUGUGCCCCUCUCUGAGGGGCAAACCCAAGUUAUUUUUCAUUCAGGCUUGUCAGGGCACCGCAGAGCAACUGGCAGCACCAAUUGAAGCCGAUAGUUACGACCCAGACAUCUCCACUGAUGCCUAUGUGCCGAAAAACUGUAUUCCCGACGACUCCGAUUUUCUCAUUGGAAUGGCCACAGUGGAAGACUACGCCUCUUAUCGCGACAAGUUACAGGGCACGUGGUACAUCCAGUCCCUGUGCGAGAAUCUUCAGCUGUUGGUUCCAAGAGGGGAGGACCUGCUGUCAAUACUUACAAAGGUGAACAUGGAUGUCAGUAAGAAAUCAGACAAAUAUGGAAUCAAGAAGCAAAUUCCACAGCCAGCCUACUCCCUGAGGAAGAAACUGAUAUUUCCACACCGUCAAGCUCCAGCUCCACUUCAGAAGCUACAAAAACAGUAAACCACACUAAACUACAGUAACUGAAAAAAUGUGCAAGGGAGUAUCCCCCCGCACAGUGCGUUAUACAGUAUGAGGCAUAGCUCUAGGUUAUUUCUAAUGUUCCAUUAAUUUGUUGUGGAAGUUGGAAAGAGUUCCGGAUUAGCCUCUGACGAAAAGAAAACACACUGAUGCAUAGAUAAAGAGCUGGUGAGGUAUCUGGAGCUGAUCUGCUUUGCCAUGCAUCGGAUGUAUCAUCUGUCUCUUAUGCAAUUACAUCAGAGGGGAGGCAAACUGAUCGGCCAGAGGGCAGCGUGUUGGUAUGGAUAAUAUACAGUGGACCAUACCGAUUAAUAAAAUAUUAAUAGUGGAUUGAUGACAGAUAUAUUGACACCAAAGAGAGAAAAUAUUAGAUGGGUGAAAUUAACUUAAUUUCUUAUUACUGAUAAAUAUUCCAUCGGAACGGAGCACAAUAUUGAAUCAUGAAACCAUUCUGUUUUUUUGUUAUCCUCUUUGCUUAAUGAGAAAGCAGUUGUUCACCCAUCUGUACAGCGAUCUCAGAAUCAGGUGGUACUCUUGUUGAAAUUCACAAUACGGAGCCACAGCAUGGUUGACUAACUUUUGCUGUGUAUCUGGAGGCACUGCAAUUCAGCAAUGAGAAUGUCUGCUCACACACACAGUUGUACAUGAACAAAAACCAAGGUCUUUCUGUGUUCAUUUGUACCCCCCACCCUUGAAUUAUUUUUGUUUUAUCUAAUCAAGUCUAAAAGUUCUGAGUGUAUGAAAUGGUUCACAAAAUGGAUGAAUUUAUAGUCAGUGUGAAUGUAAUUUUUUUGUAUCAAGUCUUAAUAACUGAUCAUGCCUGUUAGCCUGUUCUGAAAAUUCAGACAAUUUGCAUUUUUCUUAUGUUUGAUCUUUAAGGGCUAACCGAGGCAAGCUUCCUGAAGGAACAUCAACCUAUCAUAUCUUUGUAAGCACUGUAAUAUGUUUUAAAUAUCACAGUUUAUUUUGCAGUUUGUAAGUAUUACAAUUUUUGAUCUUGAACAACUGACAUGGAAAAUUAAAGAUCAGACCAGUUUGUUUUUAAAAUGUAACCAAUUUUAUAUUUUCUCUUACCAUUACCCAUCACUUGCAUUCCUGUACAUCUCAAGUUUUAAUAAAACUGACCUUUUGCAAUACUGUACCUAAUCCAAAGAAUAAAAGCAAUGAUUGCAAAGCUUCA
Molecule: messenger RNA, 3654 nt
Organism: Lepisosteus oculatus (spotted gar)
Lineage: Eukaryota; Metazoa; Chordata; Actinopteri; Semionotiformes; Lepisosteidae
Source: RefSeq, a predicted model, not a curated record